AUGGCGGCGGCUCUAUGGCUGCGGGAGGAGGCAGAGGGAUGGCAGCGGCUGCUGCGGGCCGUGACCCGCCUGCAGGCCUGUGUCAGGGGUUACCUGGUGCGGAAGCGGUUUCAGAGCCUGCAGGCAGCGUUCGAGGAGGUGGUUUUGGAGAUCGAAGGAGACCUGAGCCAGCUGCAGUGGAGGGGACGGCUCCUGCCCCGGCCCGUCUUCAUCCCCGAGGAGCCAGCCCAAGGGAAGUGUUCAAACCCACGGGAGGCUGCACCAAGUGACAAAGCCAGCACAGAAGAACCACAGAAGGAGCUGGAUGCUUCUGAGCCAGAGCAGGACCGGGGCUGCAGCAGCAUGAAUCCUACAGCCCAGCUGCUGAGUGAGAAGGGGCUGAGCCCCACGGCUGCAGGAGAUGCAGUGGCCCCUCUGAAUCUCGAGGCUGAUGCUGAUGAACAGCCUGAAAAGGGGUGCAGUGCCCCAGCUGGGAGCAAGGACUGGCAGAACGACAGCAACGUGUCCUCUGGUCUGGAGGCAGAGUCCCUUGGAGCCUGCCUGGAAAUUCCACUUGUGGACAUAAAGGAACUUCCUCAGACUCGCUCUGGUCUCCAGUCCUACCGGAACCACUUGGUCAUGGAGCUGCUGUGGUUGGAACAAGCUAUUGUCAGCCGUAAAAACUUCUUGACGUUGAAGCAGAGGCUGGGGGCUCCUGGAGGAGGCCAGUCCUGAGCAUAAGGGGCACUUGUAUUGGUGUGGAGAAGCUGUGGAGCUGCAGCACCAGCGUUGUGACAUGGCCUCGUGGACAGCAGCAGCUCUGGGGAGCUCCAGCUUUCUGGGUUGACGUUUGCCACUUCAGGUGAAUGCUGCCAGAAAGCCUUUUGUUUCUGUUAAAUGUGACUGUUUGGCCAAAGCAGGGGUUAGACAUCACUGUGAAGCCAGGAGGGGGUUGUGUGGCCUGGAGGGGUUCUCAGUGAGACCCCCUUCUACAAGAACCCUAUUUCUGUUGGCUGAGCUGGAUGGUCCUAGGGGCCAAACAAGGUUAGGAGGACUG
Neopsephotus bourkii (Bourke's parrot) is the source of this 1036-nucleotide messenger RNA. RefSeq names its product IQ motif containing C (gene IQCC). The record is from RefSeq and is a predicted model, not a curated record. The coding region runs from base 1 to 714 and encodes 237 amino acids. Gene Ontology annotation, molecular function: protein binding. The transcript is spliced from 5 exons. Lineage: Eukaryota; Metazoa; Chordata; Aves; Psittaciformes; Psittacidae.